This is a messenger RNA of Cinclus cinclus, 1146 nucleotides long. RefSeq names its product complement C1q A chain (gene C1QA). Gene Ontology annotation, molecular function: protein binding. NCBI's taxonomy places the organism in Eukaryota, Metazoa, Chordata, Aves, Passeriformes, Cinclidae. The record is from RefSeq and is a predicted model, not a curated record.
AUGCAAGUUCAUCCUUCCCACCCCUUGCCUCUUCCUCCCUACUGCCAGAGAAGAGCUUCCAGAAAACAGAGCUGCUGCUCACACUGCUCUGUCUUCAGCUUGCACCAAGGAGGCAGGAUGCAACUUGGAUUCUUGCUGGCAGCCAGCACCCUGGCAGCAGUGCUGGGCAUGGCCCUGCUGGAGGAGGGAGUGUGUAAGGCACCGGAUGGCAAGAAUGGUUCCCCCGGAGUCCCUGGCCGUGAUGGGAGGCCAGGGCAGAAGGGUGACACGGGAGAGCCAGGGAGAGCAGCGCCGAGCACGGGCACCAAGGGAGCCAAAGGGGAUGCAGGCGAGCCAGGAUUUCCUGGCCCCCCAGGCGUGUGGGGCCCACCUGGAAAUCCCGGCCCUAGGGGGAUGCCAGGGCUGCCAGGCCCACCAGGGGAGAAAGGCAUAGCUGGUGAUGUUUUGGAGCACCCGCGUCCUGCCUUCUCCGCCUCCAGGCUGUCCCCACCACGCACAGGCACCACGGUGGUGUUUGACAGGAUCAUCACCAACCAGGAGAACUCCUACAGCCCCCAGACUGGGAAGUUCACCUGCAGCAUUCCCGGGCUCUACUACUUCACCUUCCAGGUGGUGUCCACUGGGGACCUGUGUCUGAGCAUCACCAAGAACGGGCAGCGCGUGGUCGGCUUCUGCGACAACAACAGCCACGGCAUCCUGCAGGUGAACUCGGGCAGCAGCGUGCUCAGCCUGGCUGUGGGUGACCAGGUGUCCCUGAGCACUGCCCAGGGCAGCUCCAUUUACAGCGGCUCCGAGGUCGACAGCGUCUUCAGUGGGUUCCUGGUGUCCCCAGAGAUGGCCUGAGGGAUUCCCACGGCAUCGUGGGGUGUCUGCCUGCCUGGCAGUUCCCCUCCGGGUGUGUGGGAUGAUUUAGUGCCACAGCACAUGGGGAAUGGUUCCAAACUGAGCAUCCAGAAGUGUUCUGUGCUUCCACCAAUGUCACAGCUGGCCAAGCUGUGGGUCACCACUGCAGCACUCAGCUCCACUCUGAGCCUGCCCACACUGUCCUGGAGGCUGUGGACUCUCAUCCCUUUCUCCUCCUGGGCACUCAAGCUCCACUCCCAGGUGUCACCAGCUUUGGCUCUUUGCCCUUGAGUGGGAAAUCAC